AUGCGCAAGCCGCCACCCGCGGAGGGGGUACCGCUGCUCAACAUACUUAGCUGGAAUGUGGCAGGACUGCGAGCGCUGGUGAAGAAGCACCCCGGCCUCAUCCCCUCCUUGGUGUGGAGGGAGGGAGCCCGAGUGCUGUGCCUCCAAGAGCACAAGCUGCAGGGCAGCCACACGGGGGAGAUGGAGGCGGCUCUGGGGCUCCAGGCAGGGCACGACAGGGGGCGUGCGGGUUGGGUCUGCUCCACAGGCAAGUUGGGUUACUCGGGGGUGUCCGUACAUACAGCCUCGCGGCCCCUGUCCGUGACGGUGGGUCUGGGGGCCGGGGGGGGAUCCACCUCCUCCCCGGAUUCGGAUCCGGAUCCGGAUUCCGAGCACGAGGUGGAGGGGCGGGUGGUGACGGUGGAGCUGGAGGAGGCCUUCGUGGUGAACGUCUACGUGCCCAACAGCGGAGAGGGCCUCAAGCGGCUCGACUACCGGAUAAACCGUUGGGAUGGCGCUUUCGCAAAGUACGUCAAGGGCCUGGAGUCGCGGGGCAAGCCGGUCAUCGUGACGGGGGAUCUCAACUGCGCGCACAAGGAAAUUGACAUCCAUGCCCCCAAGACCAACCUACGUUCCGCGGGCUUCACAGUGGAGGAGCGUGAGAGCUUCGGCCGGCUGCUGCUGGGCGAGGUCGGUCUGGUGGACACCUUCCGCGAGUUGUUCCCCUGCACGGUGGCGUACACGUACUUCACCCGCAGGUUCAACUGCAGGGAGCAGAACAAGGGCUGGCGGUUGGACUACUUCCUCACUUCGCGAGCCCUGAUGCCCCCGGCAGCAGCAGCAGCAACAGCAACAGUAACGGUCGUGACAACAGCCGCAGCAACGGAGACGGCAGUAGCAGCAGUAACCGCAGUAGCAAUUGAUCAGGAGGCUGAAGCGGGAACAGCGCUAGCUAAAGCGAACUCUGCACUUGCGGCGGUGGCGGCGCCGACGCUUUCGACGCCAUGGCGUGUGUACGACAGUUGGAUAUUGCAGGACGUCUACGGAUCGGACCAUCUGCCCCUGGGACUAACACUCAUCAAGGUUUGA
Molecule: messenger RNA, 1068 nt
Organism: Volvox carteri f. nagariensis
Lineage: Eukaryota; Viridiplantae; Chlorophyta; Chlorophyceae; Chlamydomonadales; Volvocaceae
Exons: 6
Coding region: 1-1068 (355 amino acids)
Biological process (GO): base-excision repair
Cellular component (GO): nucleus
Molecular function (GO): endonuclease activity; double-stranded DNA 3'-5' DNA exonuclease activity; DNA binding
Source: RefSeq, a predicted model, not a curated record